GGCUAAUUUGGUGCUACUUUAACAUGGUUUUUUCUUUUCAAUCUUUUCUUUUUCUCAUCUAUCCAUUGUUAUAAUUUCUAUUGAUGUUUCUUUUCUAACUUUUUGUUAUAUAAAUAGUCUCUAUUGCAUUUACUUUUAGACCCACCUGGUACACCUUUUUCUUUUCACUAUUUAGAGAGCUCUUCUUUCUUCUAGUUCCUUCUUGGUAAAGAGUAUAAUGGGUUUGUUUCUCUCUCUUUCUUUAGCACUCAUUCUCUGUUUGUGCCAUGGUUCAACUAAUGCUGCUGUUCCUCUUCAGCCUAAGCCUCUUGAUGGGCUUGUGCCGAAUGGAAACUUUGAGGAGGGACCAGCAAAAGCAAACCUAAAGAAAACAGUAAUCAUAGGAAAAUACUCACUUCCAAAGUGGGAAAUCAAUGGCUUAGUGGAGUAUGUCUCAGGCGGGCCACAACCAGGUGGGUUCUACUUGGCCAUUCCUCGUGGGGUCCAUGCAGUGAGGUUAGGCAAUGAGGCAACCAUCUCUCAGAAUUUGAGUCUGAAGCCAGGCUCUUUCUAUACCUUAACAUUUGGGGCAACUAGAACUUGUGCCCAAGAUGAGGUGCUAAGGGUAUCAGUCCCUGGCCAAUCCAGUGACCUUCCUCUUCAAACCCUUUACAGCAGUAAUGGUGGUGACACUUAUGCCUUGGCCUUUAAAGCAGCUUCCAAAGUUGUUAAGCUCACAUUUCAUAAUCCAGGUAUCCAAGAGGACCCUACAUGUGGCCCUCUUUUGGAUGCUGUUGCAAUCAAAGAAAUGCUGCCUCUCAAGUAUUCCAAAGGUAACCUAGUGAAGAACGGUGGAUUUGAAACUGGACCACAUCUGUUCAAGAACUUCUCAACCGGAGUACUCCUCCCAUCAAAGCAGCAGGACCUAAUUUCACCACUCCCUGGCUGGAUAAUUGAGUCCUUGAAACCUGUAAAGUACAUUGACAGGAAGCACUUCUGUGUCCCGUCAGGAUUUGCCGCAAUCGAAUUGGUAGCAGGAAGAGAGAGUGCAAUAGCACAAGUAAUCAGGACAGUUCCUGGGAAAUCAUACAACCUUACAUUUACCAUUGGAGAUGCAAAGAAUGGAUGCCAUGGAUCAAUGAUGGUUGAAGCAUUUGCUGGUAAAGAAACAUUGAAACUUCCUUUUGAAUCACUCGGGAAAGGUGGAUUCAAAACUUCAAGUUUCAAGUUCCAAGCCAUUGCUGCUAGGACAAGGAUUACAUUUUACAGUGCUUAUUAUCAUACAAAAUUACAUGAUUUUGGUCACAUGUGUGGUCCUGUUCUGGAUGAUGUUAGAGUUUUUCCUCUUCCUUAUUAGUCAGACUUAAUAGUUUAUGGUAAUUUCAGAAGUGUGGUUAUGAUUUUUCUCUCUCUA
Messenger RNA from Ricinus communis (castor bean), 1393 nucleotides. RefSeq lists its product as uncharacterized. Lineage: Eukaryota; Viridiplantae; Streptophyta; Magnoliopsida; Malpighiales; Euphorbiaceae. The coding region runs from base 218 to 1336 and encodes 372 amino acids. The transcript has 3 exons. The record is from RefSeq and is a predicted model, not a curated record.